GUUGAAUAUUAUUUGCUUUACAAUUAUGAAAAUUUAGAAGAUAUACAUGUUGUAUACAGCCAUCCCGAGGCCUUUAAAGAAUGUAAAGAUUGGCUUGCCGAAAAUCUUCCAAAAGUAAAGAAAAAGGAGGCAAAAUCAACAAGCGAAGCAGCGCGGUUAGCAUCCCAAGAACCAAACGCAGCGGCUAUAUCUAGUAAAGAAUGUGCCAAAAAAUAUGGGUAUGGGAAAAGUAUGGAAGCAGAAAAAGACAAAACUCGCUUUUUGGUGUUGGGCAAACCUCUCGAUGAAGUAGAAAGUGAUAAACAAAAAAUCUUAGUUUUAGUUAAAAAAACGGAGUCAGGAGAAGGAGAGUUUCCUCCUGCUCUCAAAAAGCUUCUCGAUGAAUAUGAAAUUGAAAAGAAACUUAUUUCUAGUUCUUUCUUUUUCUUUGAGUUAGAGGGACAGGAAAAUAAGGAAAAAGAAAUUUUAGAAAAUUACAGCCCGAAAUAA
Racocetra persica is the source of this 489-nucleotide messenger RNA. Lineage: Eukaryota; Fungi; Glomeromycota; Glomeromycetes; Diversisporales; Gigasporaceae. The record is from the annotation of a GenBank genome assembly.